Messenger RNA from Peromyscus leucopus (white-footed mouse), 2456 nucleotides. RefSeq names its product galactoside 2-alpha-L-fucosyltransferase 3-like. The coding region runs from base 1 to 1275 and encodes 424 amino acids. The record is from RefSeq and is a predicted model, not a curated record. Gene Ontology annotation, cellular component: membrane. The transcript has 3 exons. Lineage: Eukaryota; Metazoa; Chordata; Mammalia; Rodentia; Cricetidae. Gene Ontology annotation, biological process: carbohydrate metabolic process. Gene Ontology annotation, molecular function: galactoside 2-alpha-L-fucosyltransferase activity.
AUGGGGGCAUGGCCAGAGAAGAAAGACACAGGCCGGGCUAGUGGGGGUUCUGGGCGGGAGCUCAAAGCAAAGCCCACAGAAUCCAACACCACUGCCCGCCCCAAACCCUGGCCAACAGCAGCCACGCUUUCCCCACAGGGACCUCUGCCAGCCACGCCACCCGAGACUGCGUGGGACAGGAGCAUUGUCGCCCCCCGCAGGCUUGCAGCCUGGUGGCCCCGCACAAGCUGGCUUAGAGGGAUCCGGGCAGCUCUCCAAGGACUCCAGACCACUGGUCCAGCCCUCUCCACCUUCUACUUCCUCUUCGUGAUUUUUGUGUUAUCCACCGUCUUCCACAGCCUCCGGCGCCUGUCUCUGGUGCCUGCCCCCUGGGCCUCUUCAGCCCUUGUGGUCUUAGCCCCAAGAAACCUGCCCCAGGAGGGCAUGUUCACCAUCAAUGUCAAAGGCCGCCUGGGGAAUCAGAUGGGCGAGUACGCCACGCUGUUCGCCCUGGCCAGGAUGAACGGAAGGCCCGCAUUCAUCCCUGCGGCCAUGCACAGCGCCCUGGCACCCAUCUUCAGGAUCAGCCUCCCGGUGCUGCACGGCGACACGGACCGGAGGAUCCCGUGGCAGAACUACCACCUCAACGACUGGAUGGAGGAGCGGUACCGCCACAUCCCAGGACGCUAUGUGCGCCUCACUGGCUACCCAUGCUCCUGGACCUUCUACCACCACCUGCGCCCCGAGAUCCUGCAGGAGUUCACCCUGCAUGACCAUGUGCGAGAGGAGGCCCAGGCUUUCCUGCGUGGCCUGCGGGUGAAUGGGAGCCAGCCGAGUACGUUCGUGGGUGUCCAUGUGCGCCGGGGGGACUAUGUGUAUGUCAUGCCCAAUGUGUGGAAGGGCGUGGUGGCUGACCGGGGUUACUUGGAGCAGGCCCUGGACAGGUUCCGGGCCCGUUAUCCAUCUCCAGUCUUCGUGGUCACCAGUGAUGACAUGGCCUGGUGCCGGAAGAGCAUCAGUAUCUCUCGAGGGGAUGUGGCGUUCGCUGGCAAUGGCCUUCGAGGAUCGCCUGCCAGGGACCUCGCACUGCUCACCCAGUGCAACCACACCAUCAUCACAGUGGGUACCUUUGGGGUCUGGGCUGCCUACCUCACAGGUGGGGACACUGUUUACCUGGCUAACUUUACCCAGCCCAACUCCCCUUUCCACAGGGUUUUCAAGCCACAAGCAGCCUACCUGCCCAAUUGGGUAGGCAUCGCUGCUGACUUGGGACAAGCCCAACGGAGUAACCUCUAGCCACACCUCAACCUGGGGCCCCCAAGAGGCAUUGGAGCCUUGCUGCUGCAUACAUACAUGGGAUCCAGUUCCAAUCCAGUCUCACAUUUUUCACAGCUGAGUGAUCUUGGGUCAGUGGUAUGACCUCACCGUCUUCCUGUGCACCCUGAAAAUGUGAGCACGGCCUCUGCUUACCUCAGCAGCACCAUGCACAGGUGACUUGAGUUCCUCUAUAGCCAGAGAGAGCUGGCCACCACAGGCCCAAUGUGUGCGUCAGGAAUGCUUUCCCGAGGAGGGCAGCGGCUUAGCUAGGGUUUCUGUGGCUGUGAUAAAACACUCUGACAGUAAACAGCCUGGAGAGGAAAGUGCUCAUUUCAGCUUACAGUUGCACAUCACAGGCCAUCACCGAGGGAGUCAGAACAGGAACGCAAAGGGCAGGCCCUGGAGGCAGGAGCUGAUGCAGAGACCACGGAGGCAUGCCACUUACCAGCUUGCUCCUCGUGGCUUGCUGAGCCUGCUGCCUUGUAUGACCCAGGACUCAGGGUGGCACCUUAUAUGACCCAGGUGCUCAGGCACCGCCCAGGGUGAGCUGGGCCUGCCUACAUCCAUCAGUUGAGAAAAUGCACAGGCCAGUCUGGUGAGGACAUUUUCUCAGCUGAUAGUCGGUCUUCCAGAAAGACUCAGCUUUUGUCAAAUUGACGUGAAACUAGCCAGCAGAGCCAACUUUGUGCUUCCCUUCCUGGAUCACCCACUGCAGGGUCCUGGGGGGGUUUGGUGAUUGUGGCUCCUGCCCUGGUGUUACGGGGACAUGACAUUUCUAGCAGCUGGGAACUUGGCCUUUGGGGUAGUGGCCUUUUCAGAGAAGGGAAGGGAAGUUGGGGGGCAGGUCUGAUGAAAGUGCCAGGGUGGUGGACAGCUGUGGCGGGGUAUUCCAUCACACUGUGAACCCCAAGUUUAUGUUUGCAUUUGCGUUAAUUAAAUAAAAUCAACCUUGGUUCAGGGGCAGAGUCAGCAACUAGUGGACCGGAAUUAGCCGUAGAGAAUCCAGAGACACACCAGAAGGAGAAGGGCCGGACUAGAGUUUGAUGCUUGUGUUUUGGUUUGGGACAGGUGGAGAGAUUCGUCUCCUGCUGUGUCUCUGUCCAAAAAGGAAGGUCACUGGUUGCUUCUCGGCUUCUCUGAUCUAGCAGGUUUCACCCCCA